AACACCCUUUUUUUUGUUUAGUAUUUACCUUGAUUUUAGCACACAUCCCUUUGGGCUUUGAGCACCACCAUGUUGUCAUGUGCUUACCACGCGCGCGCCAUUCUUUCCACAACGACCGCAAAGUCAUCGCAUCUUUUAAGACGACUCAAACACUCAACACCAACGAAGCAGACGACUUGGAUUAACGUCGAACACCUGAACUGCAUCGUUAAUCCUCGUCAUUUCCGCCUAUUCUGUACCUCCUCCUCCUCUUCUUCUUCAAUGGGUUCCUUAUCUCUUUUUGAUGAGCCUCUUCACUACCCUUCCUUCCGCCGUGACGAAUCCGUUGUCGAUACCUACCAUGGCGUCCCUGUUCCUGAUCCUUACCGAUGGCUUGAAGAUCCCGACUCUGAAGAGGUGAAAGAAUUUGUAAAAAAGCAAGUGGAUUUGACUGAAUCUGUGCUUAAGAAGUGUGAGACAAGGGAAAAACUUCAUGAUAAGCUUACAAAGUUCUAUGACUACCCUAAGUUUGGUGCUCCAUUUAGAGAAGCUGAUAAAUACUUUUACUUUCAUAACAGUGGUCUUCAACCACAGAAAGUCCUCUACAUGCAGGAUAGUUUAGAGGGAGAAGCAGAAGUUCUACUUGAUCCAAAUGGACUAAGUGAAGAUGGAACUAUUUCAUUGAAUACUUAUGCUGUUAGUGAGGAUGCUAAGUACUUGGCUUAUGCUCUUAGUUCAAGUGGAAGUGAUUGGGUCACCAUUAAAGUAAUGCAAAUUAAGGACAAGAAAGUGGAGCCUGAUACAUUAUCAUGGGUUAAAUUUUCGGGUAUCAGUUGGACAAAUGAUAACAAAGGUUUCUUUUACAGCCGUUACCCUGCUCCUAAUAGGGAAGGAGAAAAUCUGGAUGCUGGAACAGAGACAAACUCGAAUCUUGAUCAUCAACUCUACUAUCAUUAUUUGGGAACAGAUCAAUCUGAAGAUAUUUUAUGUUGGGAAAACCCUGAUAAUCCACAAUACACAAUUGGAGCUUCUGUAACAGAAGAUGGAAAGUAUGUUCUUCUUUAUAUCAAUGAGGGUUGUGAUCCAGUAAACAAAUUAUAUUACUGUGAUAUUUCCACUCUUUCUAAUGGAAUCAAAGGCUGCAAAGACAAAAAGUCUCUUCCUUUCAUCAAACUCAUUGACAAUUUUGAAGCAAUGUAUUCAGCCAUUGCAAAUGAUGACACUGUUUUCACCUUUCUAACAAAUAAAGAUGCUCCAAAGUACAAAAUGGUUCGUGUAGAUUUGAAGGAACCAAAUACAUGGAGUGAAAUCAUUCCACAAGGGGAAACUGAUGUUCUUGAAUCUGCUGUUGCUGUUAACAAGAAUCAGAUGAUAGUGACGUAUUUGAGUGAUUGUAAGCAUAUUUUGCAGUUGAGGGAUUUGGAAAGUGGGACCCUUUUGCAUGAUUUGCCUAUAAGUAUUGGGAGUGUGGAUGAUGUCAGCGCCCGAAGGAAAGAUAGUUUGUUUUUUAUUGCUUUCACAAGUUUUCUUACACCUGGUGUUAUAUAUCAAUGUGAUUUAGAAUCUGGGAUUCCGGAUUUGAUGAUUUUUAGGGAAAUUGUGGUUCCUGGAUUUGAUCAGACAGAGUUUCAUGUCACUCAGGUGUUUGCACCUAGUAAAGAUGGUGCAAAAAUACCAAUGUUCAUAGUGGCAAAAAAGGGAAUAGAUUUAGAUGGAUCACAUCCAUGUUUGCUAUAUGGAUAUGGUGGAUUUAAUAUUAGUUUGACACCGUAUUUUAGCGUGAGUCGAAUUGUGCUUAUGAGACAUUUAGGUUUAGUUUUCUGUGUGGCUAACAUUCGUGGUGGAGGAGAAUAUGGUGAAGAGUGGCAUAAAGAUGGAUCCCUUUCAAACAAACAAAAUUGUUUUGAUGAUUUUAUCUCUAGUGCUCAAUAUCUUGUAUCUUCAGGGUAUACAAACCCUAAAAAAUUGGCUAUUGAAGGUGGAAGCAAUGGUGGCCUACUUGUUGGAGCUUGCAUUAAUCAGAGGCCCGAUCUAUUCGGAUGUGCACUUGCUCAUGUUGGUGUAAUGGACAUGCUCAGGUUUCACAAGUUCACAAUCGGUCAUGCGUGGACUUCUGACUAUGGUUGUUCAGACAAAGAAGAAGAGUUCCAAUGGUUGAUCAAGUAUUCGCCACUACAUAAUGUGAAAAGACCAUGGGAGCAAUCUUCUGAUAAUUCCCGACAAUACCCUCCAACUUUACUGUUGACAGCUGAUCAUGAUGACAGAGUUGUCCCCUUGCACACUUUGAAAUUAUUAGCAACGAUGCAAUAUGUGUUGUGCACAAGCUUGGAGAAUAGCCCACAGACCAACCCCAUUCUUGGUAGAAUUGACUGCAAGGCUGGCCAUGGAUCCGGCCGCCCUACAAAGAAAGUGAUUGAUGAAUGGGCAGAUUCGUAUGGGUUCAUGGCAAAGGUGGUUGGGGCAACCUGGAUUGAUUGAUUGAUUUGUCUGAAUGGAAGGGGUUCUUAUUUCUUAUUUCUUAUUUCUUAAUCUUUAAACAUAUUCAUUUUAAGCUUGUAGCUAUUAUUCUGAAUGAUUCACCGAAGAUUAUUAUUCUAUUGGCAUAUAAAAAAAAGACUAGGAAAGCA
Lactuca sativa (garden lettuce) is the source of this 2606-nucleotide messenger RNA. RefSeq lists its product as uncharacterized. Gene Ontology annotation, biological process: proteolysis. Gene Ontology annotation, molecular function: oligopeptidase activity; serine-type endopeptidase activity. The record is from RefSeq and is a predicted model, not a curated record. NCBI's taxonomy places the organism in Eukaryota, Viridiplantae, Streptophyta, Magnoliopsida, Asterales, Asteraceae. Gene Ontology annotation, cellular component: cytosol.